UGAUCAGCUAGUCUCAUCGCCCUCCAAUAAAUAUUUAUACACAUUUCGGAAUAUCACUUACAAAUGGCUACGGCGGAAGUGGAGAGCAGAGAGUGGUACGUUGCGAGUUAUGCACCAACUGGUGUUCCCAAUUCUGAUCAUCUUAAGCUCCGCAUUGUGACUUUAUCAGAUUCCAUCCCUGAUGAUCAUGUGGCAUUCAAAAUCCUCUAUGUCUCUAUUGAUCCAUACAUGCGUACUCAAUUGAGUGGCCUCCAUGAUGGGCUCUCUCUUCCUCAAAUUCCACUCGGCCAGGUGAUAAGAGCAUUAGGAAUAGGCAAGGUGAUCCGAUCUAAGGACGCCAAAUUUUCAGAGGGAGAAAUAGUACUUAGCCCUUUUUGCCCUGUUGCUGAAUUUGGUGUUAUGCCUUCUAAUUUGCUUCAGAAGGUUAAUGGGGUUGCUAGCUUGCCUGAUCAUCUUAGUUGCUUAGGAAUGCCUGGAAUAACAGCGUGGGUGGGCAUAGAAAAGAUAGGAAAUGCUAAAGCGGGAUCAAAUGUUUACAUAUCGGCAGCAGCGGGAGGAGUUGGAAUCAUAGCUGGACAACUAGCCAAAGUUAAAGGCUGUCGCGUUGUUGGAAGCGUAGGCUCUGAUGAUAAGGUGAAGCUGUUGAAAGAAGAAUGUGGAUACGAUGAAGCUUUUAAUUACCGUAUAGAGAAAGAUUAUGAUGUUGCAUUAACCAAAUAUUUCCCGGAUGGAAUUGAUGUGUAUUUUGACAAUGUUGGUGGUAAAAUGCUUGAGGCUGUCCUUAAUCACGUCAACCAUGGAGCUCGUAUUGCACUUUGUGGAAUGAUAUCCGAGUACAAUAAGGUAUGGACAGAAAGAGAAGGAAUUAGGAAUUUAUUGAACAUGGUGGGUAAAGAAGUUAUGAUGAAAGGGUUUAUGGUGGGUUCUUAUUAUAAUCACUUUGAGGAAUUUGUAAAAGAGAUGGAAGUUCACUUGAAGGAGGGAAAAAUAAAGUCCAAGCACAAAAUAUAUAAUGGUAUUGAGAGCUUUUUGGAGAGUUUAACAUCUCUAUUUUCUAGCUCCAAUCUUGGAAAAGUAAUUCUUCAAGUUACUCCUUAAAAGUAAUUCUCCUUAUUAUCCUCACAAUGAUAAAACAAAGCAAAAUUUGGCAAUAUAUGUAUCUAUUUAUGCUUGUUAACUAUGUUAAUUUUUUUCUAAUGAAAAUGUUGAGGAGAUGUAUAAUAGAAAGUGUGAUUAUAUUUGUGAUGGAUUAAAAGAAAAGAUCGUUGUUUAUGACAUAUGUUGA
Molecule: messenger RNA, 1285 nt
Organism: Solanum dulcamara
Lineage: Eukaryota; Viridiplantae; Streptophyta; Magnoliopsida; Solanales; Solanaceae
Product: (+)-pulegone reductase-like
Exons: 6
Coding region: 64-1098 (344 amino acids)
Molecular function (GO): 2-alkenal reductase [NAD(P)H] activity
Source: RefSeq, a predicted model, not a curated record